This is a messenger RNA of Penicillium macrosclerotiorum, 1641 nucleotides long. RefSeq names its product putative cellobiose dehydrogenase. Gene Ontology annotation, molecular function: oxidoreductase activity, acting on CH-OH group of donors; flavin adenine dinucleotide binding. The transcript is spliced from 2 exons. The record is from RefSeq and is a predicted model, not a curated record. Lineage: Eukaryota; Fungi; Ascomycota; Eurotiomycetes; Eurotiales; Aspergillaceae. The coding region runs from base 1 to 1641 and encodes 546 amino acids.
AUGCGGUUCCUUCGAGCAGGCUGCCAGACAGCCCUCAUCGCGGCAGUUAGCGGUCUUGCCGCAGCCACCAGCUUCAAGAAUGGACACUACGACUACAUAGUUGUCGGUGGCGGACCUGCCGGCAUCAUCACCGCCGAGCGGUUUAUCGAGGCUGGCAAGAAGGUCCUGCUUUUGGAAAGAGGCACUGGCCCAACCGUUGCUACCGGGGCCAAUGAAACCCUCGUUUGGGAUGACAACUUGACUUCCAUUGACCUUCCUGGAUUGUCAGCCGACGUCGGCUCCCUUGACGUCUGGGAUGAAUAUAUGUGUACCGACACAGCCGGUUAUGCUGCCUGUGUGCUGGGUGGUGGAGUGACAGUCAACUAUAUGGUUUUCGUGCACCCUCCCGAGCACGACUUUGAUGAUAACACGAACUGGCCAGAGGGGUGGAAGUGGAAGGACCUCAAGCCUGCUGCAGACCGGCUGUAUGAGCGUAACCCGGGUACUGUUUUGCCAUCGGCCGAUGGAAAGCGUUACGACCAGGGUCUCUACACUGCGCUUCAGGGCUUGUUCAGCAAGCUUGGCUGGAAGGCCGUCGAUAUGAUUGCCCAGCCUAACGAGAAGCACAAGGUCUACAGCCACCCAUCUUGGAACAUCAAGGACCAGAAGCGUGCGGGUCCCGUCCGGACCUACCUACCCGAAGCUCAGAAGAGCAACAAAUUCUCGCUGCGUCUGGGAACCAAGGUGCUCCGUGUUGUCCGUUCUGGCAGCCAAGUCACUGGCGUCGAGGUCGAAACAGCCACUGGAAAGACUGAGAUCAUUACUCUUGCCCCUAACGGUCGUGUUGUCCUCGCUGCUGGAGCUCUUUCUACUCCCCGUCUGCUUUUCAACUCUGGAAUUGGCCCCAAGAAGCAGAUUGAGACGGCCAAGAAGAGCGGCAUCAAUGUCCCGCCAGAGCAGGAGUGGAUCAACCUUCCUGUAGGCGUUGGUCUAAUGGAUCACCCUAUCUUUAAGAUUUAUGCUAAGACUCCCGGUGAUUACGGCAUCCCUGACUACGACAGCAUCCUUGACGGAAGCGAUACGACCGAUAUUAGUCUCUACAGACAUAAGGAUGGACUGUUGACCCAGGGUAAGCACCGUGCGAUCUUUUUCACUUCGGAAGAGCUCCAUGGCAAGACUCGCUACUACCAGGGUUCAUGUGCACCCCAGGCGGAUUCCGUCCUUGAGAUUACGGCCUACAUGACUCACGGUCUUACUUCUUCUGGUAUUCUGGGCCUGGACUCGAAGCAAAACACUGUUAUCGAGAAGUCGCCAUACCUGCAGACUGCCGAUGACCGUCUCGCCGCCCGCAACUUUGUUCAAGGCUUCCUUGAGAAUAUUCGCUCUGAUGACGGGUUUGAAUUGAUAACUAACCUCAAUACCUCCGCUGUCAUUGCCUCUUUGACUACCGGUGACCACUACGCCAGCUCUGCUAAGAUGGGUAUUGACGAUGGCCGCAACAACGGUACCUCUGUCGUUGACACCAACACCAAGGUGUACGGAAUGGAUAACCUGUACGUUGUGGACGGCAGCAUUCACCCUGACCUCCCAACCGGUAACAUCCAGGCCACCAUCAUGGUUAUUGCUGAGGCGGCCGCGAGCCGCAUUCUAGCUCAAAAAUAA